ACCCUCCGGGAAAAUGUCUUUCCAAAAGCUUCUGGAAUCGGAUUUCUAUUCGCUCAACCGAAGUCGUAGUGGCUACAUCAGCUUACCGGAGAUUCAAAGUGCUGUCUAUGCCUUUGGCCUUCCUCGCGAAGCGGCUAAAGAAUUUCUUCAUUACUGUGACUUAGACAAAGAUGGGAAGAUUUCAAAGGCUGAGUUCGAAGCAGCGGUCAAACGUCGCAAGGCAAGACGGAUCAGCUUAGAAGAUACGAAAAAUAUGUACACUCAAAUGGGAGCCAGUGGGAAUGGACGUCUCGAUUUCACUUGUUUUGUUCGACACAUGAUGCCAUUGAACAAAGGAUGGUCCGAAUCACAAAUGAAAACUCUUUUUCAAAAGUAUGACAAACGAAAGAAAGGUUACCUCACCAAAGAAGAAUUCGACGCACUGGUGCGGGAAUCGAGUUGAACUGAGACAUUCUGC
Messenger RNA from Opisthorchis viverrini, 457 nucleotides. RefSeq lists its product as hypothetical. The record is from RefSeq and is a predicted model, not a curated record. The transcript is spliced from 3 exons. Lineage: Eukaryota; Metazoa; Platyhelminthes; Trematoda; Opisthorchiida; Opisthorchiidae. Gene Ontology annotation, molecular function: calcium ion binding. The coding region runs from base 14 to 442 and encodes 142 amino acids.